Molecule: messenger RNA, 4275 nt
Organism: Schistosoma spindalis
Lineage: Eukaryota; Metazoa; Platyhelminthes; Trematoda; Strigeidida; Schistosomatidae
Source: the annotation of a GenBank genome assembly
GGUACUUUCGAAGGUCACGAAGAUGUCCGAUCAAGCGUUGACUCGUUCUGGAGUUCCAAGUACUAUUGCAGUGCAGGAAGAUCCUCUGGUGUAUGAGAUUAAUCAUUCUAAAGAAAUUAUUCCGUGUAUCUCCCAGCUCUAUCGAAAUGAAGCAUUUAGUGAUGUUAUUCUAGUUGUUCAAAAUACUCGUUUUCCUGCUCACAGAGCUAUAUUGGCAGCUCGCUCUGAGUAUUUUAGAGCAUUGUUUUAUGGAGGACUUGCCGAGUCGUCUUCACCUGUCGUUUAUCUAAACGAUAUAAGUGUGAUUGCUUUCAAAAACAUCCUAAACUACAUUUAUACCGGUCAGAUGAAAUUAACAAAACCUAAGCUUACCCUUAGUAUCCUGUGUCUGGCUCAUCAAUAUAAUUUUCGUAGUCUGGAAACUGUUAUAUCUACUUACUUAACACAUUCUCUUUCUGUGAAGAAUGUAUGGUGUAUCUAUGAUAUGGCUAUAAUGUAUAACCUGGAUGAUCUCAUAACGGCUUGCCUACGGUUUUUAGACUGCCUUGCACCUGCUCCUUUAUACAAUCCACGAUUUCUUAGGCUAUCACAGUCAUCCGUCGAACGUUUACUAUCUCGUGAUAGUUUCUAUGCCUCUGAAAUUGAAAUAUUUCGUGCUGUAUGCUCAUGGUUACAAAAUUCUAAAGAAUCCAACUGUCGAACAUUGCAAACCUUACAUUUAUCAAAUAUCCCUGUAAUAACUACUGAUAAUAAUAAUGGUAAUAACGAUAGUAAUAAUAUGGCCGAACAAACUAGUUUAUCAACUGAAAAGAAAGAACCAAACACCAGUUGCUUAGCUCAAAAUAAUACUACGACAAUAUCAUCGUCGAGUUUGCCAAUGAACAUGGAAAGAUCACCACCGAUUACAGGUAAGUCAAUUGCACUUGUUAACCUUGUCCGUUACUCAGACUAAUUUAUCCUCUAAGUAGGAGUUUUGAUUGGCAAGGUUUUCAAUAUCAGUCGUUAUUAACAGUGAAGGUUUCUACAAAGGAGUGUAGAUAUUUACCAACAUUUAAUUAUUAGGACGAAUGUCCGUUUACUGAAUGACAUCAUCAACAACCUACUGUGUUAGAGAACAUGUUAGCUUCCAAUUGAUGAGAAAAUUGGGAAAAGUCGUUGGAGAUAGGUAUAACCUACAUUGAAAAAAACAUAACUCUGCAUUGUGAGUCAGUUCCUAACUUGGAAUUGUGCAGGGCAAAUGAAAAGAGGUAGACCAAACAACACACUGCACCGAGAAUUGGAAGCAGACAUGAAAAGAAUGAAUAGCAACUGGAAAGGAUUACCCAAGACGGAGUUGGAUGGAGAAUAUUGGUGGGUGGUCUAUGUUCCUCCAUGAGGGUUAACAUGUGUAGGUAAGUAGGUUAUGGUUCAUGGAAUACUAUAGACACUAAACUGAACGCUAGUACUUUUCAGGUUUUAAAUUUGUCGACACAAUGUCCCAUGAAAUAUCUGUCAUUCUGUGUUAUUGCUUCUCCAUUCCUCUCCAUGUCAAUGCCAAGUUGCUAUUCCGUGCCGCAACGUGAACUAAUUAGAAAUGUUUAUAAAAAAGAUUCAAUUUUGUAAUUAGUGACGAAAGAAAAACAGCAAUCCUGUGAACAAACUGAGUUUUAAGUGACCAAGGCAUUUAACUUAUACACAAGUUGUUGAUUCCCACUUUUUUAUUUUAUGAUCAAGAUGCUGAAAACGACGAACAGUCAUCAGCAAACGGUUGUAUGACUACUACCUCAGAGAAGUCUCGUUGUACUCAUAUGAUGCAUCGAUGUGUUCGUUUCGAGUUGAUGUCACUUACUGAAUUAUUAACUGAGGUACGUUCAUCAAAACUUGUUAGCUCAGAAGAACUAUUGGAUGCAAUUAACCGACAAACUAAUUGUCCUACUGAAAUGCCUCAUCGUGGAUGGCUAUUACCAGGUGUUAACUUAGCAUCUCCUCGUUUCGGUUGUUCACUAAUUGCUGGUGAAAAUGGAACAUAUCCACAUUUUUUUGUUGAACAUUCUCUUGAUUCGGAUGAAUUGAAUGUAAAUAAAUUGGAUAUUGAAUCUUUGAAGAUAAGUGAGGAUGUUAGUUCCAAUGUAGACUAUUCCGAGAGAAAUGUAAUUCCCGGUGAUACUAACGAUGACAGUGACAUUAUUGAAGAUGAUGAUACAGACGAAGAACAAGACGAGAUUCACUGUAGAUCUCAUCAUUUCCAACAACAAAAUAAUGAUCAAAUUCAGGCACCAACUAUGGACAUGAUGUCUGAUAUCUCAGGUCAUUUACUCAGUCGUCAUCAUGAUCAUGUUCAAUUACCUCGAAGUUCUUUACCAGAAAGCGUAGUUUGGGGCAUAAACCAUACAGUUAACAAUAAUUUUUGGAGUUCUUUACAUUAUCCAGAUAAUAAUCAAGUAUGGUCAUCUAAUGCUCAAGAUCACACUCAACAUAAUGGUUUAAAUGUUACUCCAUUUGACGGAACUAGCAUUUUAAAUACUCCAACAACGCCACGUAUUAAUAACUGUGUGAAUGAUAAUAAACCAGCCCGUUGGAUUCAACCAUCUCCAAGACGACGUGUUAGUCAGCAUAAACCACCACCACCGCAUUCAGAAUAUGAUGUAGUGCGUCAUUCGUUGAAUGAUCCUAAUGCUAAUAUUAUCAUUCGUUUGGGUAAACCUAGUAUUGUGAAUACUAUACGCAUGCAAUUAUGGGAUCAAGAUUUACGUUCUUAUUCAUAUAUUAUUGAUGUAUCAUUAGAUCAAUCCACUUGGCAUCGCAUUGUUGAUUAUCAAAAUUAUAUGUGUCGUUCAUGGCAAACAUUAUAUUUUCCAUCACGUGUUAUCCAUUUUAUUCGUAUUACAGGAACAAGAAAUACAUUUAAUCGAACAUUUCAUUUAAUUACAUUCAGAUGUUUUUAUAGUGAGAAAGUAUUUCAACAAAUAGAUGGAUUUAUGGUUCCGACAUUUAAUGUUGCAAAUGUCGAUCAUGGUGCUACUGUUCUAGAAGGUGUCAGCCGAAACAGGAAUGCACUAAUUGACGGUAAUAUUCGAAUGUACGAUUGGAAUUCUGGUUAUACAUGUCAUCAAUUAGGCAAUGGUGCUAUAGUAGUUCAAUUAGCUCAACCAUUCUUAUUACGUUCAAUGAGAUUUUUGCUAUGGGAUUUAGAUUCACGUACGUAUUCUUAUUCUGUGUUUAUAUCAAAUGACCGUGUUGAUUGGAAACUUAUACGUGAUGCUUCUACAGAACCAUGUCGUUCUUGGCAAAUAAUUAAAUUUCCGUUGCAGUUAGUAACAUUCAUUCGUGUUGUUGGCUCAUACAAUACAGCUAAUGAUGUGUUUCAUUUGGUCCACUUAGAAUGUCCUUAUCCUCCAGUACAGACAACAGAGGAUACUGUUGAGGCAAAUUUUGCAAAAAUAUCAAAUACACCCAUGAAUACAACAAUAGAUCGUAGUAAUAAUCAAGAAAUCGUAACACAUUCAACUCCUACAACAGUAGUAGUAUUAACUCAACCUAAUAGUACAAAUGAUAAUAGUAACCAUAUGAAUGAAUCUCAUUCAAUAAUAAAUUCAAAUGAUCCACCAAUUAUUAACACUAUAACAUCAUCAGAGCAUUUAUUACUUAAUUCUUCUGGUAAUAUUAGACCUAUAUCAAAUAUUCAUAAUACUUCUAAUGAUCAAUUAAAUGAUGAAGCUAUAUCAUUAAAUAAUAAUGAUCGAUCAUCACAUUCAACCAAUAUGACCAUUGUUCAUACAGAUUAUGAUCUAUUACCCGAUCUAUCACAUCAUUCAUUUCAUCCUACAUGAAAAAUAUAUUAUUCAUUUACAUUCUUUUUGAUACUUAUUCAUUUCUAUUAAAACUAUUAUACUUAAUCACCAUGACAUUAAAAUAUAUGUAUAUUAUAUUGUAUAUGUCAUUUCUUACAUGGUUAGUUUUUCUAUAAACUUUCAAUCCAUCCUAACAUAAAUCUAUUUUUACUGUGAUCCUGUUCUGUUUUUUAUCACAUACCCUUCCAUUUCAACAAGAUAAGAUUUAACUUUAUUUUACAUCAGGUAUAUGAGUGUAUCAUUUAUUUUAUUCAUUAUGUAACCCUUCACAUACAUGUCAUGUUCCCAUUGUUGAUUUGAUUUUUGUUUUGUUCUCACAUUAAAACUUUUCUGCUAAAAAAAGUUAGGAUGAAACUGCUGUCCAUCCAGUGCUUCCAGGUUUUCCAUGGUGGUCUAACUUCAAUUAACUUAUGAUCUGAACUAUUGAAAUUACAAUAAUAUCCAC